ACAACUAUAAUAAUAAUAUAAAAUAUGUACAAUAAUUUAUUUUCACAUCGCGAUACACAAAAUUAAUAUUAUAUCACGCUGCAGUGCGGUUAUAGCCACCGUCGAUAAUUUUUAUUUUACCAUUACCUAUCUGCAUAUAGUGGAUAAGUCAUCAUCAUGUCCAGAAAACUCGAGAAAUUCGUCGUGCUGUUCGAUAACACCAACCUGUUGUAUUUCCCGGGUCAGUUUCUCAGCGGCAGAGUGUUGGUGGAGCUCAAGGACGACACUCAGGCCUUGGGCUUACAUUUCCACGUGAUCGGAGAAGGGGUAGUGCGAUUGAAAAGCAAACGGCGAGAGCGGAUCUACGACAAAGAAAACUACAUAGAUUUUCGGAUGAGACUGCUCGGAGAACCGGGACAACCGCCAGUGAUGCUGUCGCCGGGCAUUCACAGUUUUCCGUUUAAGCUCGGCCUGCCGCCGGGACUGCCGUCCACGUUCCUGGGAAAGUCCGGUUGGGUCCAGUACUACUGUAAGGCGGCGCUCCGGGAACCCAACUCACUCACGCACAAGAACCAACAAGUUUUCAUCGUCAUGAACCCGAUUGACCUCAACAUGGAGCCGUCCAUUUUAUCUGAACCGUUCCGGUGCGACAUCGAUCACAAACUGUCUAAAGCCAUGUGCUUAGGAUCCGGUUUAGUCGAGUGUCAGGUGUGUCUGGACAAGGGUGCCUAUGUGCCAGGCGAGACCAUUGAGAUCACGGCCACGGUUACCAACAACAGCAAAGUUACCAUUAAAUCGACCAGAGCUACACUGACGGAGACCAUUCAGUAUUUUGCCAAGAGUAAAAUAAUACAAUCGGAGACCAGAGAAUUGGCUUCGUUGAAAAGAGACAAAAUCAGACCAAACGAAAUGGACCAAUGGCACAAUGAACAACUUUACGUGCCACCACUGCCGCCUACUAACCUCCGUGGGUGUCAUCUAAUAAACAUUCAAUAUGAUAUUUAUUUCAUUAUAUCUCCGAAUAACAUGGAAAAGGAUGUAAAACUACAACUUCCUAUUAUGAUGGGUACUUAUCCGUUUAGAACAGAAAAUGGAUCAUUUGAUGGAAAACUUGGGACCCAUUAUCCAUCGACAUUGCCAAUACUACGACCAUGGUUGGAAGAAAAGACUUUUAAAUGAUUAAAUUAACUAUUGAAAAUGAUAUGUAUUAGUCAACUAACCAAUUUUCUUAUUACAUUUGAAAUUAAUUAAUAUUUAAUAUAUGUGAAUUUGAAUUAAACAAUUUUAUUUGUUUUACUUAUUCCUAGUUUUUUUUAAUUAACUUUGAACACUUUUGUCUCUGAAAGUAUUGUUAUCGAAACAUAACUAUUAUGAAUUUAUUUUUAAUAUAAUAUUUAAUAAUG
Messenger RNA from Diuraphis noxia (Russian wheat aphid), 1382 nucleotides. It is a transcript of the gene Vdup1, whose product is annotated as arrestin family protein Vdup1. NCBI's taxonomy places the organism in Eukaryota, Metazoa, Arthropoda, Insecta, Hemiptera, Aphididae. Gene Ontology annotation, cellular component: cytoplasm. Gene Ontology annotation, biological process: protein transport. The record is from RefSeq and is a predicted model, not a curated record.